AGUUCAAAUCCGAACCUUCUUCGUUAUGCAACGAUGCCGUUUUGCUUUUCUGGUUUCUCUCACUUUUUUUUUGGUUGUUGUUUGGCAUCCGUUUGACUGUUUGAUUUGAAUCGAGUUCUUGGAAAAUAGUUCUUGUUGUUGUUUGGUUGCUGAGAAAGUUUGAGAAGAUGGAGGAAAAUGAAGUGAAAUUUUGUCUCUGAUAAUGUUAUGGAGGUUAAAUAAGACAUUAAAAAGGUAAAACAAGAAUCGGUCGAGACAGAUGGCACUAGUUUCCGGUGGAAGGUCGACAUUAAACCCUGAUGCCCCUCUCUUUGUCCCUGCUGCCUAUCGCCAAGUGGAGGAUUUCUCCCCGGAAUGGUGGCAACUGGUCACAACUUCUACGUGGUACAGGGAUUACUGGCUGAGCCAACAUCAGGAUGAGGAAGGCUUCUAUGACAAUGCAGAGGAUGAUGCCGGCUUUGAUGGCAGUACUGAUGUAGCUAAUUUACUGCCAGAUGCAUUUGAAUUUGAUGCUGGUGAAGAUUUCUCUAGUUUCGAAGUUCAAUUUCAGGAGUUUGUGGAAUCUUAUGACACUGAAGUAGAAAACAAAUCACCUCCUUCCAAUGGGAUGCUACAAAAUGGAUUUCAGAUGGAAGCCGAAGCACCCAAAAGGGACGUAAGCUUGUUGAAAACUUUGGAGGAAACAGUUCCAGCAGCCAUAAAUGUUAAUCCAAAUUGAUGGGUCGACAGCCUUCUGAAAGGAGCAGUUUAUUCCUGCAUCUGAGUAGACAGACUUGUGUAGUUUCUGCUUUCUGUAAGUUCUGUAUGGAGCAAGGUUUGCACCCUGCCACUCCUUGUUCAUUCUCACGUCUUCUUUGUUUCAGUUAACCAAUGUAACCUUCCAGAAAAUGUAUUAAAGAAAAAAGGAAAUUUAAAAUUUUA
This is a messenger RNA of Manihot esculenta (cassava), 921 nucleotides long. RefSeq names its product protein EARLY RESPONSIVE TO DEHYDRATION 15. Bases 260 to 718 code for a protein of 152 amino acids. The transcript has 3 exons. The record is from RefSeq and is a predicted model, not a curated record. Lineage: Eukaryota; Viridiplantae; Streptophyta; Magnoliopsida; Malpighiales; Euphorbiaceae.